AUGGCAACAACUAGUGUACUCGCAGCCACGCUUCCAAAGUUGGUCGUCAUCAAAUCAAAGGCUUACAGUGACAAAGGAAAUGCGUACUUCAAGGCCGACGGUGGCUCCGUGCUUCUCGGAGAAGACAACGUAUUCAGCACGCUCGUCAAGAUUGAAGUCGAGCGUUCUCCUACCCACACCAACUACGUUAACAUACGAUUCGGCUAUUUCAACAGGUACUGGCAGCGGAAAGAAAACGACAAAUUCAUCGUUGCUAAAUCCGACCAGCCCGAGGAGGACGUGACAAAGACCUCCUGCACCUUGUUCGAGCCCGUUGAGGUCAACAGCAAUUGCGUGUUCUACCUGAGGCACGUCCAGAGCGGAGGGCGCGUGUCUGUAGAUGGCUCGAGCAAGGCCUUCUACUUGAGCGAAAACAGCGGUGACGAUGAUAAAAGUUACCUAACUUUUGUGGAUUGGAACACAUUAGUUAAACUGCCGGCUAAGGUCGCUUUUAAGGGAGACAACGGUAAAUAUAUGACAUCAGUUUUGCAAAUUCUGCAGUUCGCUUCCGAAGAUCCUAACGACGAAUAUUCCAGCUUCGUGGUGGAGAUGAUGCCGGACGGACAAGUCCGGAUGACGCAGGAAUGGGCUUCACCAGGAGUUUACUGCUCAGUAGAUACAACGUCGCCUUAUCAGGUCAGCUUCACUCCUGUCAUUACUCCUCGGAUCAAUUUCUGGCCGGUCAAAAUCGAUGAAAAUUCAAUCGCGCUACGCAGCGCUGACACCGAUAAAUUCUGCAUCCAUAAUACGAACGUUGGAAUUUUUGGGAAUGGGGUAACGGCGUCAGCUUCAACGAUCACGAAGGAAGCGAUCAUGGCGGUGGAGGAGUCCGUGGUGGGGAGGAAGAUCUACAACGUGGUGUAUCAGAUGGAGUACGCGAGGAUCUUCGAUGAGGUGCCUUAA
Molecule: messenger RNA, 942 nt
Organism: Salvia hispanica
Lineage: Eukaryota; Viridiplantae; Streptophyta; Magnoliopsida; Lamiales; Lamiaceae
Source: RefSeq, a predicted model, not a curated record